Messenger RNA from Capronia epimyces CBS 606.96, 1107 nucleotides. RefSeq lists its product as uncharacterized. Gene Ontology annotation, biological process: protein N-linked glycosylation. Gene Ontology annotation, molecular function: glycosyltransferase activity. Gene Ontology annotation, cellular component: Golgi membrane. The transcript has a single exon. Lineage: Eukaryota; Fungi; Ascomycota; Eurotiomycetes; Chaetothyriales; Herpotrichiellaceae. The coding region runs from base 1 to 1107 and encodes 368 amino acids. The record is from RefSeq and is a predicted model, not a curated record.
AUGGCUCCCAAAGACUGGACUUCCACUGUGGGACGGAGACCCAGCUAUCGACUAUGGGGGCUCCUCGCCCUGGCGUUCAUUCUCAUCUUCUUCAUAACACCUGUCGACAAGCUCCGCUCUCUCCGGCCAGAGUCGCUGAAGGAGCUCGAAAACUACUCCUACAAACUGCCGGAAGCGUUGCACCCACAGGACUCGGUUGGAGAUGCUGACCAGGCUCGGAUCGGGCUGGUGAGCAUGGCUUACGGCAAUGACACCGCUGUGUACGAUCGGGCCAUCGAGUCUCACGCCCGCCAUGCCGCUCGCCACAAGUAUCCGUUGUUUGUGCUACGGAGAGAAGUGGCCGAGGGAUACUGGAGCAAGACUCUUUAUCUGAUUUCGCUUUUGAUCCAGGAGCUUGCCAAACCCGAGAGCACCCGCCUGGAGUGGCUGAUGUGGUUCGACGCCGACAGCGUCGUCCUGAACCGCGAGAUCCCGCUGGAAGUCUUCGUUCCAGACAAGUCGGAUGCUGCAUUCGACAACACCAACGUGGUCAGCGCCCACGACCAAUGGGGGAUGAACACAGGCAUCUUUUUCACCCGCGUGCACCCUCGGUCGGUCGCCAUCUUGACCAAGGCUUUCGGCUACCCAACCUGGAGGCCGGAAGAAGACCUCCAGCAUGCCUACGACCAAAGGGCGCUCGAUCUGACCAUCUGCUCCGCCGAGUUCCAGCGCAACGUCCUGUGGGUGCCCCGGCCCUUUUUCAACGCUCGCCAUGAAGAGGUCGUCCCCGGCACCAUGUUUGUCCAUUUCUACUCCGACACCAAACGGCCCGAGCAUAUGCAGGAGUGGCUGGAAAAGGGCGAGACCGGUCGAGAUGCCGACAUGCAAAUCCCCUACAAUGAGUCUUAUUAUCCCGCCCAGGUCGACCAGUUCUGGUCCACCGCCCGGGAGUGUCGCAGCCUGGUGCAGCUCGGCCAGGACUCGAUCAAAUCCGUCCAAGACCAGACCCUCCGCAAAGUUCUCCAGGAGAACCUGGCUCGUCUGGAGAGUGCGUGUAUUUGGAAGACUGAAGAUGUUGCCAAUCUGAAGGUCAUCAUUGACGAAGUGAAGCUUGCCACCCACUGGUAA